GUUGGUACGCCGACUUAUGCGGCUCGAAAGUUGGUAGGCUUGGUGCGUGUCGACGCCCAAGCGUUUACUAUACUUACAACAAGUGGGUGGAAUUUAAUAGUAGAAUCAUCUGCGUUCUCUUGUGGCUAAUGAGGGCGGCAAAAGUUGUUGCACGUGAAUUUUUGGUUUAGCAUAAAAAUGGCUAUCUUUGAAUCCUGCUGGUCCCCAUUUAUUUGGACCAAUAGUGUGAGAACAGGAUGCAAAGCUAUUGCUUUCUACACAAUUGCGAUCAGUAUAAUAUUUAUUACACUAAUCAGUUACCAGUUACAUGGAGGUGAUUCUUCGCAGCUGUACAAUCCUAUGUUUGAAGCUGAUCUCAGAGGAUCUAUGCAAGUUGUUGGAGGCUUCUUUAUAUUAUACUUUGUUCUCCUAAUUGCAUCAGGACUUUUGAUGGUAUAUGGAAUUAGAGAGGGAAUAAGAGGAUGGUUACUUCCUUGGCUUAUAUUAUGGUUUAUUGCCUGUCUGUUCCAAUUAGUUUUUGGACUUUGGCUUGUUGGAGGCUAUUAUAUCUAUCUUGAUGCAACAUUUGCAGCCAUGUGUAUUUGGCUUUGGAUGUCAUAUAAUGUAUACUGCUGGCUAGUUGUUCUAUCAAUGUACAAAAUAUUUGAGGAACUACAAUCUCCAAACAUAGAGCUUCUAUGGCCUUAAAUACCUUAGAUGUUAAUAAGAUACAGAGUACAUUCACUGACACCAAAGUAAGAUACAGUGUCUUUAAAGAGGAAUAUAUAUAUAUUUUUUUUAUAAUUGAUCGAAAGUUAGUCAUAUAAACAGCAUUAUUUAAAAUAAUUUAAGUCAACAAAAAUUACAUUUUUUUAAAUGUAUUUAAGUUACUUAUUAUUUACUCUAACAUGCUCAAUGUUAUGAGUAUUGUAUAAGUACCAUACUUAAGUGUCAUUAAUGUACAAGUAGCCUGUUGCCUUGAAAGCUUAAGACUUUCACAUAACAAAAAAAGACUGAUAAUGGUCUAAGAAAAUGUCCGUCCAGAUUUCAAUUAUCUCGAAACUUUUACUGACAAGCUUAUGCAAUAGAAUUUUAUAAUUGGUUGCUUUACACAACCGAAAGAAGAAAGUAAAUAGUGUUUGUAAUAAAUGUUUGUAAAAAA
Molecule: messenger RNA, 1141 nt
Organism: Osmia bicornis bicornis
Lineage: Eukaryota; Metazoa; Arthropoda; Insecta; Hymenoptera; Megachilidae
Gene: pasi1
Exons: 5
Coding region: 178-687 (169 amino acids)
Source: RefSeq, a predicted model, not a curated record